UGGGAAAGGGAAAGAAAGAAAGAAAGAAAGAAUAUGCUAUAAGCGGAUCAACGGCCCAAUGAAUGUACCUUUUGAAGAAACGAAUUCGCUUAGCGUCGACUCCAAAUCCCAUAGAAAUCGGAACACAAAUACUACCGUCGUCGUCGUCGUCUUCACGUUGAUUUCUUUUUGAAUUUUGAUCGAAGCUCGCCAACAAUGGCGUCGACGGAAGGUCUGAUGCCAAUCACUAGGCAAUUCUUAGCAUCUUACUACGAUAAAUAUCCAUUUCAACCUCUCUCCGACGAUAUUUCACGUCUCAUUUCUGAGAUUGCCUCCAUUUCUUCCGAUUUCAUUAAAGAUUCUCCUCCUUCUCCAGAUGAAAAAUUAGUAAUAGAAGAAGUGGAGCGCGAUCCGCUUCAUAAAAUUGAUGAGAAUAUGUGGAAGAAUCGAGAACAUAUGGAAGAAAUUUUGUUCAUGCUUCAGAAUUCUCGCUGGCCAGCGCCUGCAUCAACAGGUGAAGACAGUGAACUUGGUACUGUUAUUAGCAAAAUAAGAGAUUCAUUUCAAAAGUCACUGAAGAUGUUGGAGUCUUUUCAGGCUACAAACUCUGAUCGUGUUUUUAGCACAGUUAUGACCUACAUGCCUCAAGACUUCCGGGGGACACUUAUUAAACAACAAAAAGAAAGGUCAGAGAAGAGUAAGAAAGCAGAAGUUGAUGCUUUGGUCAAUUCUGGUGGAAGUAUACGUGAUCGGUAUGCAGUGUUAUGGAGGCAACAGAUGGACAGGAGGAGACAACUAGCACUGCUUGGUUCUGCUACAGGUGUAUAUAAAACUCUUGUGAAGUACUUGGUAGGAGUUCCUCAGGUUUUACUAGAUUUUCUGCGGACAAUAAAUGAUGAUGAUGGGCCCAUGGAAGAGCAAAGGGAACGUUAUGGACCACCUUUAUACAGCCUUACGAAGAUGGUCCUUUCGAUAAGACUGUUGCUUUUACUAUCAUUGGGGAGGUUUGAGGCUAGACAAUUCAGAAAAGGUCCGGAAGUUGCUAUCUUGGAACAAGCUGUGGAUGUGUACAGUCGUGAGUUUGAGAGAUUCAUCUCCUUCAUCAGUGAGGUAUUUGCAAAUUCCCCUUUCUUUAUUUCAGCAGAUGCUGCUGGUGCAUCAGAAGCAAGGUCAAAUGACGAAUUUAAAGAGAUAAGUGUUCCAGCUGGGAAAACCCACGAGGUUUCCUUGGCAGUGGACUCGAUAAACUCGUACAUAGCUUGGGAUUUCUCUCUUAUACAAGGGAAGAUUAAUCUGGAUAUUGGAUUUAGUGUGGAGUAUAUGGAUCCUUCUGGAAACAAGACUCUGAUAUUACCUUACCGACGCUACGAAGCUGAUCAAGGGAACUUCUGCACAGUCAUGGCAGGACACUACAAACUUGUCUGGGAUAAUUCCUAUUCAGCAUUUUUCAAGAAGGUGGUACGUUACAAGGUGGACUGCAUACCUCCGGUUCUGGAACCAGCGCAAUCGAGUGAUGAAGUGGAAGGAUGAGAGGAUUGAUCCGCUAUGGCAUUACAUCUUUGUGAAAUGAUGAUCAAUGAUUUCAAUCAUAUUCAUUUACUAGAUUCUUUUUUCGUUUGAUGUUGAAUUUCAGAGAGAAAAACUCAUUCUUGUGUUGGCAACGGAUGGUUGGCCAAAACAAAAAGUAUAGUAACUGUAAAAUGUUUGUAUAUUACCUGGUAUACAUAUGCAAUGCACAUACAAAUUUAUGCACAAAGAGUGCCAUUAUUCAGAACA
Molecule: messenger RNA, 1755 nt
Organism: Mercurialis annua (annual mercury)
Lineage: Eukaryota; Viridiplantae; Streptophyta; Magnoliopsida; Malpighiales; Euphorbiaceae
Exons: 15
Coding region: 196-1509 (437 amino acids)
Source: RefSeq, a predicted model, not a curated record